AAACUUUACGAGGAUGGAAAACGUGGGAGUGGCGCAAGAAACGACGUCGUACUUUUGCCGCCGAUUUGAAAAAUGCUUUUCCGUGCAAAACCGACGGGAGAGAAGAAAAUGAAAUGGUUACCGAAAACGAGAGGAAGGCCAAAGCCAAGAGUCAAGACCCUCUCCUACUUACAAAGGGCCAGCUUCUAAUGUUUGUCCUAGAUUCUCUUCUGGGUCUCGACUCCUUCAACACACUUGUGCGCUUCGCUCCCUGCGUUUAUCCUCGAACUCAUGUAGAUUGAUGCUCUCUCACCCUUGUCCACCAAACUCUACACAAUUCAAUUCUGUCUCACUCGCUAUCUCUUGUAAAAUGUGUCAAAGAAUAGAAUAGUGAUGGCGGUAGCAGAAGCAAGAGCUGCAUGGCAGAGAGCAGCUAAUCGCUGCUUUUUCCAAGAAGAUGCCAAAAGAGCUCCGAAGUUAGCUUGCUGCCAAUCAUCAUCUUCAGCAUCUAAGCAGGUUGACACUGGACCUACCAAUAAUACAGAUGGGCAAUCUCAUCCUGCCUCUAUUUUUAUGCCUAAAAGGAAUCCUUCGUUUUCCAAUCUUCCCCCCGACACAAGAUGUUGGCUCCAAUUGCAACCUAGCAAUGCAAACCAAAAGGGCUCAACGUAUGAACAGUCAGUUGCAUUGGAGGCCAAAGUGGUCACCUUAGGAGCUGGCACUGUAAAUUCAACAGCUAAGCUCGAUGAGGUCCACCCUCAAAAAGGGGACAUUAUUAAUGACAAUGAUGAUAAAAACUGCGAGUCUUCUCUUGAUAGGCAAUAUGUUCUCCCUGCUGUUCGUAUGAACAAAGCCGUCGAAGCCAGAAAGGAAGAGGUAAAUGCUUCAUAUUGUAAGAAUGCCGAGGAGUAUUGUGAACUAAUGGAAGUAAGGGGGAGAUACGAACACUUGGAUAUGGAUCCUGAUGGUUGUCCAGUUUCCAAGCAAGCCAAUGAGUGUAGCUUAAAUCCAGAAUCUCCAUGGAUUGGGGAUUAUAAGAGGGGACCGUGGUGGCAAACAACAGAUAAAGAAGAAUUGGCCUUCUUGGUCGAGAAGAAGUCACUUAACCAUAUUGAGAAUUGCGAUCUCCCCCCACCUCAGAAAAUUUAUGUAGGGAAGCACCCAUUUUUUCAUAGUGGCUGCAUUGAUCAUGAUGAAGCAUUGCUGUCAUAUUCUGAUCUGAAGGCCAGAACUGGUAGCAUUUCCAAUAGGACUCAUACACAAGAGGGCUUUCCAGAUUCCAGGAAAGCAGAUGGAAAUGAGGUGGCUUCAUCUGAAGAAGGGUGUUCACAAUAUGGUUCUGACAAGUCAAACAGUUAUAGUACAAACUACAAAGAUAUCACGAAGGCAUUACAAGUUUCUGAAGGUGGCCCUGAAAAAGCUCUGCUGAUGGAAGCACUCUGCCAUUCUCAAACUCGUGCAAGGGAAGCCGAGAAGGCAGCAAAGCAAGCUGAUGCUGAGAAGGAGCAAAUUCUUAAGCUCUUCUUCAGACAAGCCUCACAACUUUUUGCCUAUAAGCAGUGGUUCCAACUGCUGCAGCUAGAAAUUCGUUACAUCCAGAUUAAAAAUACCGACCAAUCAAUUUCCACUCUCUUCCCUGUGGUCCUUCCAAAGAUGGCUUACAAAGGUUGGAAACAGCGAAAGAACUGGCAGAAGGCUACCAAGAGGAGAAGAGUCCAGCGAGGGCGAUCUAGGCAUGAUAUCAAAAGGUAUGCUGCUGUUUUUGCUUUGGGAAUGAGUCUCGUUGGUGCUGGCUUGCUUCUGGGAUGGACUGUAGGGUGGAUGUUACCUCCUUUAUAGUGUACAGUGUAUCACCUGCGCCUUGUGAAGAUUGAUUUAUAACGGUAAGCAACUGUUUGGAAUAUAUUUUAUACAUUUAUCUUUGUAGAGUUUCAAGUAUACAGAAGUGCAAAAUGAGAUAUGUGAAUAUGUUGGGGCGAAAAUAUUCUGAAUUAAACAUUUCAUCAAGAAAUUUUCAUUGACCCUCUGC
This is a messenger RNA of Juglans regia (Persian walnut), 2008 nucleotides long. RefSeq lists its product as uncharacterized. The transcript is spliced from 3 exons. The record is from RefSeq and is a predicted model, not a curated record. Lineage: Eukaryota; Viridiplantae; Streptophyta; Magnoliopsida; Fagales; Juglandaceae. The coding region runs from base 373 to 1818 and encodes 481 amino acids.